UCAGAGCUCCAGAACCACGGUAACUCAUUAAAGUCAAAGCUGACUGAGGUCCAACCAACCAGCUUUGCAGGACUGCAGUCUGUUUCUAUCAGCAAUCUGGACUUGGAUCUGAGACCUGGACUUCAGACGGACAGAACAUGCAGCAGGUGUUUUUUGGAUCAGGUUUCUGAGGAACCAGUUCGUCCUGGACCUUCAUCUCCCUGAGGUCCGUCAGAGCAGCUGAGGUCCAGACCAGCAGUGUGUUUCUGCUGAUUCUCACCUCACACUCGGGUUCAGUCUCACCGCUGUGACUCAGACUCUAAACCUGGAUGAUCACAUCUCCGUGGUGACUGAGGUCCAACCAACCAGCUAUCAGGUCUGGACCUCAGAGGAGGUUUUGGUUCUGUUAGCGUCGGGUUCUAGAGGAACGGUUUUGGAUUUAAACUUCGUCCUGGAGCCAAAACACAUUUAGUGAAAGAGGAGGAAGCAGGUGGAGCUGACGUGACGUCGCUCACUGUCAACAGCAACAUGUAGGUGGAAGUUCUUUAUGACAUUAUGAGGUUCUAUAUGUUUAACAGGUCGAGUCUUAGUGGGCAUUACCCUUCACUGGUCACUCACCAGUCCGACCAGUCUAACCACAGAACCUAGACUAGAACCUCAGUGACAUACUUCCUGUCCUGUGAAGAUGGCGGACGCUCUGAGGACGCUGUAUGCUGCCCUGAUGGUUGUGUCCAGCCUGGCCUCCGUCUGUGGGAACCUCCUCCUGCUGCUGGUGCUCCUCCUCAACAAGGAGCUCCGGUCAGACACGCUGGGCCUCGUCCUGAGCUUCAGCCUCAGUGACCUGGCUCUCGGACUCUCCACCAUCCCCUUCGGAGCCCACAACAGCCUGUCCCAGCCCUCCGGAUACCCCAGCACCGGCGCCUUCUGUCAGGGCAGCGGCUUCAUCUUCCUCCUCCUGCAGACUUCCUCCAUCCACUCGCUCACCUGGGUGACUGUAGACAAGUUCACAGAGAUCUGCUUCGCCCUCAGCUACCGCAGCAUCUGGACGCCCGGGCGGAGCCGAGCGGUGCUGGUCCUGGUCUGGCUGUUCUGUCUGGUGAAUGCCGCCCUGCCGCUGCUGGGGUUCGGCAGCUACGUCUACAGCGAGUCGCGGUUCCUCUGCUGCCCGAGCUUCACACCUGAGAACAGGUACUUUGUGGUGCUGUGGAUGUUGUUGGGCAUCGUGGCGCCGAUCCUCACCAUGUGCUCUCUGUACGGAUACAUCGUCUACGUGGCCAGGAAACAGGCCCGCAGGGGAACGUUCAUGUGCAACGAGCUGCACUGCUUCUAUGUUCCUGCCAACAAUUACCUGAGGAGCUCCAUCGUGAUGAUCACAACCUCAGUGUGUCUCCUGGUCUGCUGGCUGCCCUACAUCUCAGUGUGUUUGUAUGAGACCUUCACCGGUCAGCAGAGUCCCGACGUGACCUCCGCCCUCUCUGCCUGGCUGGUUCUGACCAGCGCCGCCCUCAACCCCUGGAUCACCUGCAUGACGCAGACUCGGUACAGGGCGGCGGUGCGGCUGAGUGUCAGCAGGUUUAUUCGGAGGUGCCCUGGGACGCCUUUGGAGUCACGCCCACAGAGCUCCGCCCUCCACCUGCCCACGACCAAUCGCAUCAGCACAACGACAACCUCAACGCUUCCCCCGUCGUCACCAAAAACGCCCACACCGACACCACCAUGACCUACACAGCCUCUUCAUCAUGAACACCUGGGGAGUCUGCAGGGACGUCACACCACCAGGGCGACCUGUGACAGUCAGACUGAAUUCUGGGUAAUGUAGUGUAGUACAUUCAGAACUGCUGCUUUUCUGAUGGUCACACUGGACAGGGACGAGUUUAUUAUCUGACCGACAGCCGGCGCCUGUUAACCACGAUGAUUAAAAUGUACUAAUUCUGUGACAUCAUCCUGUACAAUGACAUCAUCCUGUACUGUGACAUCAUCACUGGUUUGGACUAAUAUUAAAAAGCCUUGUCUGUUGAUGUGUGAGGUUUGUUCAUGCUGUGACUUUAUUAACCAGCAGUUUUCAGUAUCAUGAGUCACUGAGUCAGACUCAGACUGAUCUCACAGCAGCUGCUGACACUGUCUAAAGGUCAGAGGUCAGGU
Messenger RNA from Seriola aureovittata, 2121 nucleotides. Its product is annotated as histamine H2 receptor. Gene Ontology annotation, biological process: G protein-coupled receptor signaling pathway. Bases 665 to 1699 code for a protein of 344 amino acids. Gene Ontology annotation, molecular function: G protein-coupled receptor activity. The transcript is spliced from 3 exons. Gene Ontology annotation, cellular component: membrane. The record is from RefSeq and is a predicted model, not a curated record. NCBI's taxonomy places the organism in Eukaryota, Metazoa, Chordata, Actinopteri, Carangiformes, Carangidae.